AUGUUUAUCAAAAGCAAGCCCGGAAAGUAUGGACUGAAAGAGCAAUGUUUGUGCGACGCAAGAUCUCGAUACUUGUACAAUGCAUUUAUAUACACAGGAAAACCUCUAACUCAAAGAAAUUCUUCACUAUCAGUGCCAACUCAAGAUGUUCUACAGCUUACUGAACCGUUAUAUGGAUCACACAGAAAUGUCACUGGAGAUAGUUGGUGUACUUCUGUGGAGUUAGUGGAUAUUCUCUUACAAAAAGGACUAACAUAUGUUGGCACACUGCGGAAAAACAAGAGAGAAAUUCCACUAGAAUUUCUACCUAACAAGACAAGGCCCCUGGAAUCAUCAUUAUUCGGAUUUGUAAGUGACAAAACAUUGGUAUCACACGUACCAAAAAAAAACAAGAGCGUAGUUCUACUUUCUUCUAUGCACCAUGACAUGUCAGUAAACGAGCAGUCUAAAAAACCGGAAAUAAUAGAAUUGUAUAACAGCACCAAAGGAGGUGUAGAUGCCUUGGAUUUGAAGUGUUCAAAUUAUUCAUGUGCACGUCGAACACGAAGAUGGCCUAACGCAAUGUUUGGUGCUAUAAUGAACAUUUCAAUUGCAAAUGGUUAUGUUCUCUGGGUUCUAUCUAAUCCGAAUAAAAAAUUGAGCCGUCGUAACUAUAUAAAGUCUAUUGCAAUGACUCUUAUAAAGCCACAUAUUUCCCAGAGAUGGGAAAAUAAUCCUACCUUGACCAAAGAUAUAAAAGCAAUAAUGUGCAAGUUGAUUGACAAAGAGCAGCCUUUGGUUGAUUCGGAUGAAGCUGGCCCUAGUGCCCCAAAAAUGAAGCGUAGAUGCUUUAUUUGCCCAAGGGCUAAAGACAAAAAGAGUACUAUUGUUUGCAAAUCUUGCAAAAAAACUAUUUGCAAGCCUCAUUCAAUAGCAAUUACUUACUGUUUACCAUGCCAACGCAAAGAUUAA
Molecule: messenger RNA, 951 nt
Organism: Parnassius mnemosyne (clouded apollo)
Lineage: Eukaryota; Metazoa; Arthropoda; Insecta; Lepidoptera; Papilionidae
Source: the annotation of a GenBank genome assembly